AUGGAGGAAGAUGCAAUCCAUGACUUUAUCGAAUUGACACAAUGUCGGGACAGGAAGAAAGCAGAGAGAUAUCUCAGGGAAAGUCACUGGAAUGUAAACUACGCCCUGAAUGAUUUCUACGAUAAAGAGGUUGGGAACUUUUUCAGCACGUACAAGGAUGUACCCCAGGACAAUGUUGUGUACCCACCUGAGUUGAUACAUGUGUUUGAUCAAUACAGUGAAGCAGGGGUCAUUACAUUUGAAGGGAUGAUUACGUAUAUCGGUGAUCUUUCUCUAUCCAUCGAUGAUUUGGUCACAAUCUGCCUAGCCCAGUUGCUUGGGUGGGAAAACUUACUGGCACCAAUUACGCGAGAGCAAUUCUUAGCCCAGUGGUUUCUGCAAGGCUGUUCCACAAUAAACGAGAUGAAAACAGUAUUGGCAGAUCUCAAUGGGAAGCUGGAGAAGGAUAGGGGCUAUUUUAAAGAGAUAUACAUGUACACCUUCCCUCUGCUAGUUGAACCUGACCAAAACAAACUUGACGCUGCCAGUACAAUAGAGUAUUGGAAACUUUUCUUUGACCAAGAAAAAAAAUACCCGAUGAUUAUAGAUCAAGAGUUACUUGACCCAUGGUUUGUAUACUUAGGAGAGCAAUCGGAAAAUAUGUCCGUAACAGAAGAUAUCUGGAAAAUGGUAUACCAGUUUUUCAACCGGUUCAGAAGCUUGGGAGACGUUAAACAAGGAUAUGAUGAAAUGGCAGCGUGGCCGAUACUGAUAGAUGAGUUCAUUGAGUACCUGCAGGAUACUGUCCCGAAUUUUUAG
This is a messenger RNA of Huiozyma naganishii CBS 8797, 798 nucleotides long. It is a transcript of the gene DCN1, whose product is annotated as NEDD8 ligase DCN1. Gene Ontology annotation, biological process: protein neddylation; positive regulation of ubiquitin-protein transferase activity. Gene Ontology annotation, molecular function: ubiquitin conjugating enzyme binding; cullin family protein binding; ubiquitin-like protein binding. The record is from RefSeq and is a predicted model, not a curated record. Gene Ontology annotation, cellular component: ubiquitin ligase complex. NCBI's taxonomy places the organism in Eukaryota, Fungi, Ascomycota, Saccharomycetes, Saccharomycetales, Saccharomycetaceae. Bases 1 to 798 code for a protein of 265 amino acids. The transcript has a single exon.